AUGUCGAGCUCGAACCAAACAAAUUCCACAACUGCCACCUCUUCCUCCCAUUUUUCCUUGACGACCUGGGGUCACCUACAAGUGACUCGUUCUUCAUCCUCCAAAUCUGGACGAAUUCCGAUUUCUGAAACAGCAGCAUACUCCUGGCUGCGGGUUCAGAAAAUCAUGGAACUGUCCGUUCAGCACCAGCCUGAAUCAGAAUGUCUCGACAACCCGACAUCCGCCGAUAGUAAUGUCAAUGCUCUGACUCGGAUCAAUUCGUCUGCCUCAUCAUCCGCUUCAUCUGUUGCGACAAAUGACAGCAAUAACGCCAUGCAAGAAAUGGAUAAGCAUACGGUGCUCAUUGGCAGGACGGAUCCGUUGACUCAUGGAAAGUCAGUGCCAUCAAUCACAAUCCUCGGGGAUGGAGUUGAGAAGUAA
Messenger RNA from Talaromyces marneffei, 420 nucleotides. RefSeq lists its product as uncharacterized. The coding region runs from base 1 to 420 and encodes 139 amino acids. Lineage: Eukaryota; Fungi; Ascomycota; Eurotiomycetes; Eurotiales; Trichocomaceae. The transcript is spliced from 2 exons. The record is from RefSeq and is a predicted model, not a curated record.